Pecten maximus is the source of this 2075-nucleotide messenger RNA. Its product is annotated as fucolectin-like. The transcript has 4 exons. The record is from RefSeq and is a predicted model, not a curated record. Lineage: Eukaryota; Metazoa; Mollusca; Bivalvia; Pectinida; Pectinidae. Bases 575 to 1324 code for a protein of 249 amino acids.
UUUAUUUGAUAUUUUUUAUACUCAUAAUAUAUUUGAGGGUACCGGACGUCUUUAUAGGGAGAAAUAAAAAGCAAAAAAAUAAAACAAAUUACGACUGGACCAAACGUUCUUAUAUACCUACAAGACCUAUAACGAAGACCUAAUUAAGCGUUGUAGGUCAGUAAUAAUUUUGUAUUACAGGAAAAAUAAUGUCUGUGUUGUUCCAGCAUAUUGAUCAGAACUGCCAAUGAGGUAGUGACACUGAUAGAUAUGGGUCUCGAUAACAUUCUGCAAAAACACAUGUGAUAUAUACAAAACACAACUUAUAUCAGAUCUAGACACUAAAAGAAAAUUGAAUAAAACUGUUGUAACUGUAUGUGCUACUGAUGUAUCGGGGACUAGGCCAACGGAAGCUGCCGAGUGUUGUCACUCUCCCUUUGUAUUGCCUAUUGGUUCGAUGGCUGAUCUAUAGAGACGACAGUCUACGCCGUGCAACUUCUGAACAAUUGAUGACACGCCUGGCACGAACUUUCUUCGGUCCUGAUUUUAAGCUAAUGGAAAACGGAGCAUACAGUGUAGGUUGGAGAGACAUAACAUGGAGGAAGGAUGUUUACUCCACACAUUGCUAAUGGCACUUUUUGUUUCCGCAGUAAUAGCGGAAUUCCGACAGAACUAUUUCCACGCCGACAGUCGGUACGAUAACGUAUUACCCGACGGAGGAACACUGCAUUACUUCAAUGUAUCAAGUCUGGUGGAAUGUGCACACACGUGUUUUGACCAGACCGAUUGUGUAUCUGUGUUCUAUAAGGAGGGACAGUGUGUAGGAUGGAACUCAAGAAUGGACGAUGUUUUCCCGACCACGGCUUCCGAUAAUGCGCGAUACUAUGAAUUAAGAGGUAUAUACGGUAAUGUGGCAGCAGGAAAGCCAGCGGUUCAGUCAACAACUUUCCCACCAUUGUCCGGAUCAUACGGGGCUUACAAGGCAGUGGAUGGAAGUAGAUAUCCUGUUGCUUUCCAGCCAGACGAUUCCUGUUCCUGUACAAACAAAGUUUCCUUGGAAUGGUGGCGAGUUGACCUCUUGGAUACAUAUCUUAUCACAGACGUGGCCGUACUGAAGAGGCGAGAUGACAUAUAUGGGAUGACUCUGGUAAAUAUCAGUAUCGACAUGGCUCUAAGCGUGGCUGGUCCCUAUACUCACUGUUACAACACUGGACCCAUGUUCUCCUUGACAAGAUUUGAAACAUUUACUUGUGACACCCCUACCUACGGCCGUUACGUAAAACUCUCAAAACUUGUGAAGUCUUAUCAUUGUUUGUGUGAAGUAGAGAUAUACGUUCUACCAUAAUAUUUCAAAAUAAAGAAAUACAUGUACCAAUAUUUUCUUUAUAUAGUGCCUGUAGUAUAACAGCAUUAGAAAUCUCACAAUCGCAUAUACUAUGAAGUUCAUUAUAUCAUUUAACAUUCAAAUAACAGGGAUGCAAAAAUAUUAAACUGCAUUCUUGGGAAGAUUGUAGACAAAGUGUAUAAUGCGUUUUCCUCUUAUUCAACCUGUAACCAUCUUAUCGCAUCAAAAGUCAAAUUUCGCAUUGUCAAUGUGGCCUGCUUCUAUGAUGUCACGAGUACACGCGAUCGUUCCCGGCAGAAAAAAAGGUUAACAUUUUAAUCAAUAUGUUCCAACAUCAGUAUAUUCAUUCUUUAUACAAUAGAACUACAUACUACAUCGUUGCAAGUUAUAUUGAUCAAUCGCUUUUUUUUUAAUCCUUGAACGCAUUUUAUUGACGUCAAAAAUACGCUCAGUAUUAUGGCGUGACAAAACGACGACAUUUAGUGACAAAAUAAAAAUAUAGUUGGUUUGGCGUAACCCGCCCGAUCCAGAAAAAAUGCGCAUACUCAGAAAAUUUUAUUGUGAAAAAUAAAACUUAAUGAACGUAAAUGUUUUUGUGAAAAACUUUUUUUUUUAAAUGACUUGACCGUUCCGGAUAUUUAUGUACGGAAGUUGUUUUCGAGUUUGAAAAUACGUCUAGCAAACCCAAAUAAGCUUGGUGUGUGUUUCUUUUGUUUAAGAUCACAAAAUAAAUAAUGAUUUCCAAACAGUU